AUGUCCGACCCAACCAAGAGGAAAGUUUCGAGCUCUGGAGGCGAUAGGUCUCACCCGGCUAAGCGAAGCAAAGGUGCCCGGGGGACCGGCUCAUGGCAGACCCCUCAUCAGAAGGCCAAAGUUGCCAAUCUUCAAGACAGAGAUGCAUCACUGGAGAUUGGGGACAAGGGUAUUUGGGUCACUUUUGCCAGGGGCAUGGAUGGGAAAGCCAUCAGCGAGUUUAACUUGUUGUGCGAAGAGUAUGGCAAAAUACUCUAUGGGCUUGUGCCGCCUGGGGAGAACGUCGAGUCGGACGAUGAUGUCGAGGACAUUGAAGAGUCUAUCAAGAAAGAGCUUGACGGUAUGAACUCAGCAAGUAAAACCAAGGCAAAGCGGAGUUUCAAGGUCAUUCGAGCCGGUAUCGAGUGUGUCUUCUUCAUGAAGACGAGGGAUCCUAUUAACCCAGUGGAGCUUUGUCGUCGUAUCUGUCAAGAUGCUAGCACCUGCUCGGACAUGAAGGAGCGCAAGACUAAGUAUAUCAACAGGUUGACACCUGUGAGUGCUUUGGAUAAGGCCUCGGAGAACGGUGUGGUGAGGGUGGCCAGAAAGGCGCUUGCGCCGUGGUUCAGUCUUGUAGCCGAUGGCGAUACUGGGGUUGGGGAGGUGCCUGUCGGAGACGGGGGACCAACGGUUCCCCAAAACGAUGCGGAACAGGAAAGCAAGCCAGAAUAUACGUACGCCAUCAGGCCUUCCAUCCGCAGCAACAGCUCUAUUGAGCGCGACAGUCUUAUCAAGCAGGUAGCCUCUGUCGUCAACACACGGCACAAGGUUAAUCUCAACAGCCCUGAUAAAGUGAUCCUUGUGGAUGUAUUUCAGAGCUACUGCAGCAUAGGUGUCAUCGAAGGUAGUGAUUGGGAUGGCCUGAAAAAGCUCAACAUCAACGAGUUGUAUAAAGCAUCACCUGGUGCGAGGUCUACCAAACCAGAUGCCAAAGCAGCGGAAGUACAAACAGCGUGA
Colletotrichum truncatum is the source of this 996-nucleotide messenger RNA. The record is from RefSeq and is a predicted model, not a curated record. Lineage: Eukaryota; Fungi; Ascomycota; Sordariomycetes; Glomerellales; Glomerellaceae.